GUAUGUUCAUUCGACUUUCGUUCGAGACGUUAACACCACUGACAUUAUUUCUCCACACCCAACCAAUUUCUCCACCGGAAAAAACCCUCCUCUCCGAUGACCGGAAACAACCCAAUCUCCGGCCAGUGGCCACUACUCUAUCUAUCCAUACUAUGUAUCUCUCUAAUAUUACACAACUCCCAGGCUCAACAAUCAUAUGUCAACAACAAGCAACUCCAGUGUGAACAAAACUACACAACCACCCUGGGCUACAACUGCUCCAGAGCCACCACCCCCAGCUGCCUAUCUUACGUCACUUUCCGAUCAAACCCUCCUUACACCACCCCUACCUCUAUCGCUAAUCUCCUCAACAGCAGCCCCUCUGAAGUUUCCAGGCUCAACAAUUUCUCUAAUGACUCUCCCAUUAGUCCAAACACUCUUGUCAUAGUCCCUGUCAAUUGCUCAUGCUCAGGGGCCAGAGCCCCUGGAGGCCCAUUUUAUCAGCACCAAACCAAUUACACAUUGAAAGCCCCUGGUGAAACAUACUUCAGUGUGGCCAACAAUACUUUCCAGGGGCUCACUACUUGUCAAACCCUGAUUUCUCAGAACCCGUAUAACGUUCGAAACUUGUUAAUUGGGAUGGAACUGAGUGUGCCUGUUAGAUGUGCUUGUUUGAGUAAAAAACAGGUGGAUGAGGGGUAUAAGUAUCUUCUGGCUUAUCUGAUUGAUUGGGGGGAUAAUGUGAAUCGGAUUUCUCGCGAGUUUGGUGGGAGUGGAGCUGUGAAUACGAGUGUUUUGGAAGCUAAUGAGCUCACUGGGGAGAGCAUUAUUUUUCCCUUCACACCGUUGUUGGUUCCGCUUAAGAGAGAGCCUAAUAGGUUGGAAUUGUCAGCUUCUCCGCCUCUUCCACCGCCUUCUCCUACGCUGCCUCUUAAUCCUGAUAAUGAUGAUGAUGAUUCUUCGAAGAAAUGGGUGUUUAUUGGAGUUGGGAUUGGGGCUGGUUUGCUGGUACUUGGGUGUUUAUCUGGUUUUCUUGUCUGGUUUUUCAGGAGGAAGUCAAGAAAAGAAGCGAGUCAAGCGACUGCGGUGGUUCCUAAUCGGUAUGGUGAUUACCAUAAGCCGGUGGAGACAGGGGGUAUUCCAUCGUCGUCAUGGUCUAUUACGUCAGAAGGGGUGAGGUAUGCUAUUGGAUCCCUUGCACAUUACAAGUUUGAGGAGUUGCAGCAAGCCACUGGAUUUUUCGGGGAGGCGAAUAGGAUCAAAGGGUCUGUUUAUAGGGGAUUUUUUAAUGGAGAUUGUGCUGCUGUAAAGAUUUUGAGAGGAGAUGUUUCGACGGAGAUUGGUAUACUCAAGCAGAUCAAUCAUUCUAACAUAAUCAGGCUUUCUGGUUACUGUGUGCACCAGGGUAACACUUACCUUGUUUAUGAGUAUGCAGAGAAAGGCUCUGUUAGUGAUAUGCUGCACGAGCCGAGUCUGGUUAAGAAGGAUGACACGAUACCUUCUGAUGCUAAUGUUUUGGGAUGGAUUCAGAGGGUUCAAAUUGCUUAUCAUAUUGCUGAUGCUUUGAAUUAUCUACAUAACUGCAUAAAUCCUCCCUACAUCCAUAAGAACUUGACUAGCAGCAAUGUACUUCUGGACAGCAAUUUAAGGGCCAAGGUCGCGAAUUUCAGAUUUGCGAGGUCUCUCAUGGAUGGUGAGGAGGGAGGUGGUAUGCAACUGACUAGACAUGUGGUGGGAACUUAUGGGUGUAUGGCGCCGGAGUACAUUGAAAACGGGCUAAUUACUCCUAAGCUUGAUGUGUUUUCUUUUGGAGUGGUGAUGUUGGAGCUCUUGUCGGGUAAAGAAGCUGUGCAACAUAAGAACACUGAGACAGGAAAAGAGGACGAAUUGCUUUCUGCUAUGAUUGUUGAGGUACUGGGAGGGGAGAAUGUGAGAGAGAAGCUUGGAGAGUUUAUGGAUCCUUGCCUGAAAAAACAGUACCCAUUAGACUUGGCAUACUCUAUGGCGCAGCUGGCUAGGAGCUGUGUUGCUGAUGAUCUCAACUCUCGUCCCUCUUCUGCAGAGGUUUUUAUGACAUUGUCUAAGAUUCAUUCGUCCUCGCUAGACUGGGAUCCCUCUGAUGAACUCGAGUAUUCUAGGUCGAUGAGCCAUGGCAGAUAAAGAACCCGAUAGAGAACACCCAAGAUUCCUUCUAUGUUCUUUCUACUCUUAGCUGCUUAGGAUCAAGUAUUCAUCACGAGUGUAUAACAUAUUAACCUUCCUCGAAUGUAUUCAUAUAUUUUUAAGUAUAGCAGUAAUGUAUUAAAGAGCUAUAGUAGCAAGUGAAUUGUUUAAAUCAGUUUGAGAUGGCUUUUUGUGGCUUAA
This is a messenger RNA of Daucus carota subsp. sativus, 2343 nucleotides long. Its product is annotated as protein LYK5. Lineage: Eukaryota; Viridiplantae; Streptophyta; Magnoliopsida; Apiales; Apiaceae. The transcript has a single exon. The record is from RefSeq and is a predicted model, not a curated record. The coding region runs from base 97 to 2139 and encodes 680 amino acids. Gene Ontology annotation, biological process: protein phosphorylation. Gene Ontology annotation, molecular function: ATP binding; protein kinase activity.